UUCAAUCUUCAUACUUUGUGAGAAAUUCAAUAACUUGUGUUGGAAACAAAUUUUGGUCUGAAAAUCGUUGCAGGGGUAUAAGAUCUGGUAUGCUCUUGCUCCGUCGUCUCUGAUUCCUUCUCUUUCAACUGUACACAUGGAUCCCAUUCAGCCCGAGGGUGAAAACUACGCCAAUCCCAAGACUUGCUUAUUUCAUGUGCUAUUCAAGGCCUCAGCCUUGGCAUUUUACAUUCUAUCGGCACUCUUUAUUGAUAACUUUGUCAUCAUUUUUGUGGUGACUGUCCUCCUUGCUGCUCUUGAUUUUUGGGUGGUCAAGAAUGUGAGUGGCCGGAUUUUAGUUGGUUUGAGGUGGUGGAAUGAAAUUAAUGAUCUGGGUGAGAGUGUUUGGAAAUUUGAAUGUCUCGACCAUGAGUCAUUGGCUCGGAUGAACAAGAAAGAUUCAUGGCUUUUCUGGUGGACCCUGUACAUUACGGCAGUUGCAUGGAUUGUGCUGGCAAUAUUCUCACUCAUAAGGCUUCAAGCUGAUUAUCUGCUUGUUGUAGGAGUUUGUCUGACCCUCAGCAUUGCAAAUAUUGUUGGUUUUACCAAGUGCAAAAAAGAUGCCAAGAAGCAGAUUCAACAAUUUGCCUCUCAGACAAUUGCCUCUCGGUUCUCGUCUACCCUCCAGUCAGCAUUCAGUGUCGUCUGAUUGUCAAAAAUGGAAAUGCAAGUUGAACCGUGCAUUAUUGAGAUGCGGUGGAAGGUUGUACAUGAUUAUUUCGGCUAGCAUCGGAUUGGAUUCAUUGAACUUGCAUAGUGACUAAUACAACAACUGCAAAAUUUUGUACUUUUUAUAUGAAAUGGCUUGAAUGAGACUUUGACGAUCGAAUUGCAUAGUAGAACAGUUGUUUUUAGUUGUAAAUCUUUUUUUCUUGUAUUCUUUUUGCAUCGAAGGGCUACGAUUCAUAUUAUGUAUGACUGUAUCAAUUGCAACAAAUCUUUACAGCAUAUGAUCAGGAUAUUGACUCA
This is a messenger RNA of Cajanus cajan (pigeon pea), 1008 nucleotides long. Its product is annotated as golgi apparatus membrane protein-like protein ECHIDNA protein. Lineage: Eukaryota; Viridiplantae; Streptophyta; Magnoliopsida; Fabales; Fabaceae. Gene Ontology annotation, cellular component: Golgi membrane. Gene Ontology annotation, biological process: vesicle-mediated transport; protein secretion. The record is from RefSeq and is a predicted model, not a curated record.